This is a messenger RNA of Vicia villosa (hairy vetch), 3457 nucleotides long. RefSeq lists its product as uncharacterized. The transcript has 14 exons. The record is from RefSeq and is a predicted model, not a curated record. NCBI's taxonomy places the organism in Eukaryota, Viridiplantae, Streptophyta, Magnoliopsida, Fabales, Fabaceae. The coding region runs from base 65 to 3247 and encodes 1060 amino acids. Gene Ontology annotation, molecular function: GTP binding; GTPase activity.
AAAACCAGCAAAUACUUAUAAGAGAAAAGAAAAGCAAAAGUGCGAAACUAAGAAAGAAAGAAAAAUGUUCAACAUAUUUAGAGGCAGGGACAAUCCCGCCGAUGCCUCACCGCCUUCUCAGGCCACGCGGCCGUCGUCUUCGGCUUCUCAGUCCACCGGUCCCCCGAGGCCUAUACGUCUCGUCUACUGCGAUGAGAAAGGAAAGUUCCAGAUGGAUCCGGAAGCCGUCGCAGCGCUUCAACUUGUCAAGGAGCCCAUCGGUGUUGUUUCCGUUUGUGGUCGUGCUCGACAGGGAAAGAGUUAUAUCUUGAAUCAGCUCUUGGGAAGGAGUAGUGGAUUCCAGGUAGCAUCUACACAUCGACCCUGUACUAAAGGACUUUGGUUGUGGAGUUCACCUUUGAAGAGGACUGCCCUUGAUGGAACAGAAUACAAUCUUCUGCUAUUAGACAGUGAAGGAAUAGAUGCUUACGAUCAAACGGGAACAUACAGCACCCAGAUAUUCUCCUUGGCUGUUCUUUUGUCUAGCAUGUUCAUUUAUAAUCAGAUGGGUGGUAUAGAUGAGGCUGCCCUUGAUCGUCUUUCUUUAGUUACUCAAAUGACAAAGCACAUUCGUGUUAGAGCAUCCGGAGGAAAGACUUCUGCGUCUGAAAUAGGACAGUUUUCCCCAAUCUUCGUUUGGCUCUUACGGGACUUCUAUUUGGACUUAACUGAGGAUAACAGAAAAAUAACACCCCGAGACUAUUUGGAACUUGCUUUGAGGUCUGUUCAAGGGAACAAAAAAGAUAUAGCUGCCAAAAAUGAGAUUCGAGAUUCCAUUCGUGCUUUAUUCCCAGACAGGGAAUGCUUCACCCUUGUAAGACCUUUGAACAAUGAAAAUGAUCUACAGAGACUGGACCAGAUAUCAUUGGACAAACUAAGACCUGAAUUUCGAAAAGGGCUUGAUGAAUUGUUAAAGUUCGUUUUUGAGAGAACAAGGCCAAAGCAAGUUGGGGCAACUAUGAUGACAGGUCCUGUAUUGAUUGGUAUCACCCAGUCUUAUCUUGAUGCACUCAACCAUGGUGCCGUGCCUACAAUUUCUUCCUCCUGGCAGAGUGUUGAAGAAGCAGAGUGCCGCAGGGCUUAUGAUUCAGCUACUGAAGUUUAUAUGGCUUCUUUUGACCGUUCCACGCCACCUGAGGAAGUUGCUUUGAGGGAAGCUCACGAACAAGCAGUUCAAAAGUCAAUGGCUGCUUUUAAUGCUAGUGCUGUAGGAGUUGGUGCAGCUAGGAAGAAAUUUGAAGAUCUGCUUCAAAAAUUCCUCAAAAAGGCUUUUGAGGAUUACAAAAGGAAUGCAUUCAAUGAGGCAGAAUUACAGUGUAGAAAUGCCAUACAUGCUAUGGAAAAGAGGCUGAGGGCAGCUUGUAUGGCUUCUGAUGCUAAGAUUGAUAAUGUUGCAAAGGUUCUUGACGCUAUUUUAUUUGAAUAUGAAAAGUCAGUUCAAGGUCCUGGAAAGUGGCAACAACUUGCUGGCUUCUUACAGCGAAGUUUUGAAGGCCCUGUGCUUGAACUUUUCAAGAGGGUAAUAGAUAAAGUCGAAUCAGAGAAGAGUUCUCUUGCUUUACAACGUCGGAUGAAUGAAGAUAAGAUGACCUUACUGACCAAGCGGCUGGAAGCCAGCGAAGGUGAAAAGUCUGAGUACAUCAAGCGCUACGAGGAUGCCAUCAAUGAUAAGAAGAAAUUAACUGAUGAGUACAUGAAUCGCAUUACUGAAUUGCAAACUAAUCGUCGCUCACUGGAUGAUAGAUAUUCUAGCUUAUUGAAGACAUUAGAUUCUACAAAGCAGGAGUCUAUGGAAUUGAAAAGAAAAUAUGAACAGGUUUUAUCAAGGCAGAAUGCUAAGGAAGAUCAAGCUAGUUCUGAAAUAUCAGCCCUCAAGUCCCGCAGUAAUGCAGCUGAAGCAAGGUUGGCAGCAGCAAAGGAACAAAUUAAAUCUGCUGAAGAGGAUGCUGACGAAUGGAAACGGAAGUAUGAUAUUGCUGUCAGAGAAGCGAAAUCUGCUCUAGAGAAGGCAGCAAUAGUUCAGGAGCGCACAAACAAGCAGACACAGUUGAGGGAAGAUGUCUUGAGAGAAGAAUUCUCUGGAACAUUGGCUGAAAAAGAUGAAGAAAUAAAAGAAAAAACCGCAAAAAUUGAGCACGCCGAGAUGUGUUUAACAACUCUGAAAUUAGAAUUGAAGGCUGCUGAGUCCAAGAUAAGGAGUUACGAUACAGAAAUAUCAUCACUGAGGAAUGAAAUUAAAGAUUUGACUGACAAGUUGCAAUCUGAAAAUGCCAAGGCCCAGUCAUAUGAGAGGGAAGCGAUGGUAUAUCAGCAGGAGAAGAACCAUCUUGAGCAAAAGUACCGAUCUGAGUUCAAAAGAUUUGAGGAGGUUCAAGAAAGGUGUAAAAGGGCUGAAAAAGAAGCUGCAAGAUCUACUGAAGUGGCUGAUAGAGCACGGGCUGAAGCAGGCUCGGCUCUGGAGGAGAAGAAUAAGAUGCAUAGUGUGGCAAUGGAAAGACUGGCGGAGAUUGAGAGGGCUGAAAGGAGAAUUGAAACUCUGGCGAGGGAGAAGGAUAAUCUGGAAGCUGAAUUGCACAGAGCAACAUAUUCAGAGAAGGACGCACUUACCAGAGUUGCGAAGCUUGAGGAGAAGGUGCAACAAAGAGAGAAAGAUUUAGAAGCACUUCUGGAUAAAGAUAAAACCCACAGGAAAAAUAAUGCCGAGAUUCUUGAACAACUUUUGGAAACAGAACGUGAAGCACAUACACAGGCAAAUAACCGUGCUGAGGCUCUUUCUCUGCAGCUACAGUCUGCACAAGCCAAAAUUGACUCCCUACAUCAAGAGCUGACGAAGUAUCGACUGAAUGAAACAUUAGACAGUAAGUUAAAAACAUCCGAUGGUAAGCGAUUGAGGGCAGAAAAUGACAUUGGUUUUGAUUCUGUACAAGACAUGGACGCCAGCCCUAGAAUUUUAAGGGGAACUAAAAGAGCUAGGAGUACAUCCAGUCCUAAAUACACUCAGCCAGAAGAUGGUGGUUCAACCUUCGAGGGCGGAGAGGACAAUCUUAGUCAGCAAACAAAUGAAGAGGAUUAUAAAAAGUUUACUGUCCAGAAGCUUAAGGUAGAACUGACAAAACAUAACUAUGGUGAUCAGCUGCUUCGGUUGAAGAAUCCCACCAAGAAAGAUAUUCUUGCUCUGUAUGAGAAGUGUAUUCUUCAGAAGGCAUAAGAGGUUUUAAAAAGGAUGUGUAUUAGUAUGCUGCAUGUAAUCACUCCGUCUAGGUCUGUCUAAAUAUCAUUGAUGCCGUGUUUAUGGACUAUGAAAUAUUGAAUGAGUUUCUUUUUUUUGAGUGGUUUGGAGGAUGUGUUCUUGUGUUUGCUAGCAAUGAUUAUCAUUUAGGCCAUACAAAGUUUUGAUGGCACGAUCUUUAUUUGUUAA